Messenger RNA from Abrus precatorius (Indian licorice), 4174 nucleotides. Its product is annotated as zinc finger protein BRUTUS-like At1g18910. The record is from RefSeq and is a predicted model, not a curated record. The transcript has 12 exons. The coding region runs from base 78 to 3866 and encodes 1262 amino acids. Lineage: Eukaryota; Viridiplantae; Streptophyta; Magnoliopsida; Fabales; Fabaceae. Gene Ontology annotation, biological process: protein ubiquitination; ubiquitin-dependent protein catabolic process. Gene Ontology annotation, cellular component: nucleus. Gene Ontology annotation, molecular function: zinc ion binding; ubiquitin protein ligase activity.
AUGCCACUCUCCAACAAGAGCCUCCCUUUCGUCUCCCUCGCCGUUGAUGGUGGUUGCUGCCGUCAAUUUCGCCGUGGAUGGACGGCGGCGAUCCUUCCCUGUCAGAUAAAGAGGAGGAGAACGAUGAGGAAGACGCGGCGACGGACAUUCUGUCGCGAGUCUCACUCGUCGAUGCUCCCAUACUCUUGUUCGUUUGUUUCCAUAAGGCUCUGCGCUCUGAACUUCACCUCCUUCGUCGCUUGGCGGAAACGGCGUCGUUGGAAGACGAACCACGCCCUUGCCGACAAUUAGUCCUUCAGCUUCACCGAAGAUUCCAGUUCCUGAAACUAGCUCAUAAGUAUCAUUGCGCUGCGGAAGACGAGGUUAUCUUCCUUGCACUGGAUACACAUGUGAAAAAUGUCGUAUGUACAUAUUCCCUUGAGCAUAGCAGCACCAAUGACCUUUUCGAUUCCAUCUUUCACUUCUUGGAUGAGCUGAUGGUUCCUGAUAAGAAUAUUUCCGUGCUGUUCCAAGAACUUGUGUAUUGCAUUGGAAUCUUGCAAACCUCCAUCUACCAACAUAUGCUGAAAGAAGAAGAGCAGGUUUUUCCUCUGUUGAUGCAGAAAUUAUCUACUAAAGAACAGGCCUCACUUGUGUGGCAAUUCAUAUGUAGUGUUCCUAUAAUGUUGCUGGAGGAAAUCUUUCCAUGGAUGGUAUCCUUCCUUUCUGCAAACAAACAAACAGAAUUUGCCCAGAGUUUAAAUGAAAUUGCACCAAUGGAAAAAGAACUGCAAGAGGUUUUGCUUUCUUGGCUUAGAAGAAAUAAACCUAUCUUCACUGACACGUGUUUUCCAAGUGAAGAAUUUCAUGGUGCUGAUGAAUUCCUACAUAUAGAUAAAUCAGUUGGGCUGAAUUAUUGCAAUAAGAACUCCGAAGAAAUUUCAAGUAGGAUGAAAGUGAAUGGUCCAGAAAUAGAUGAGGUCAACCAGGUUAAUGUCCUUCAUCUUUGGCAUAAUGCUAUCAAGAAAGAUUUGAAAGAAACUCUGAAUGAACUUUAUCUACUAAGGCAAUCCAGCUGCUUUCAGAAUUUAGACUCAAUACUUGUUCAACUAAAAUUCUUUGCCGAUAUCCUCAUCUUCUACAGCAAUGCUCAGAAGAAAUUCUUUCAUCCUGUACUGAAUAAACAUGCUUAUGAAUGGUUGUCUAAGUCUAUUGAACAAUUUGUUAGCCAAAGUCACAUUGAAGAUAUACAACAGUUGCUAUUAUAUAACUCAGAAAGUGGAACAACUUUGAGCACAUUUGUGGAGAAGCUUUGCAGAAAACUUGAAUCAUUUGUAUCAGAAGUCAACAAACAAUUUGCUUUUCAAGAAGUUAAGGUAUUUCCCAUCCUUAGAAAGAACUAUAGAAGUGGAAUGGAAGAGAGACUUCUGAGCUUGAGCCUGCGUAUGAUGCCUCUUGGUUUACUAAAAUGUGUUAUAACUUGGUUUUCAGUUCACUUGUCUGAAAAAGAAUCCAGGUCCAUUCUCUAUUACAUAAAGAAAGAAAACAAUUCUGUCUGUAAAGCUUUUGCAUCGCUGUUACAUGAGUGGUUCCGCAUUGGUUAUUCAGGUAAAACCUCUAUUGAAAAAUUCAGACAAGACUUGCAACACAUGUUCAAAAGAAGAGGUUCCUUUUUACCUGAACAAAUGAAGGAAGCUCAUGGGUUUUCCUUCUUAAAUUCUGAGAAGCAGCCUCAUAAAGUCUCUGGCCAGAAUUGUUCGUCCUACUCCUCAUCUUCUGGAUCCAGCAAUAUAAACAAGUAUGAGACACCAUACUCCACAGGAAUUAAUCUGCAUAUAUUUUUUCCUGCCACAGUUGUGAAGUUACAUCUGCACCCUGCAUUACAUGCAACAAAUCAUUCUUCUAAUUCCUUUCUUGAUGAUCCUAAACCAAUUGACCUGAUAUUUUUCUUUCACAAGGCUAUGAAGAAAGACUUGGAAUACCUAGUUCUUGGCUCAGCUCAGUUAGAAGAAAAUGAUAAGUUGCUUAUGGAUUUCCACAAACGAUUCCAUCUCAUAUGUUUUCUUCAUCAAAUCCAUAGUGAUGCAGAGGAUGAGAUAGUUUUUCCAGCCUUGGAGACAAGGGGUAAACUUAAAAACAUUAGCCAUGCCUAUGCCUUUGAUCACAAACAUGAAGUUGAGCACUUUGAUAAAAUAUCUCGCAUCCUUGAUAAGAUGUCUGAAUUACAUCUUUCAGUUUCUACUACUGAUUCAACUAUGAGGGAGAAGAGAAUGCUAAGGUAUCACCAUUUAUGCAGGAAGUUGCAAGAAAAGUGCAAAUCAAUGCAUAAACUACUUUCAGAUCAUAUAAACCGUGAGGAAAUGGAAAUUUGGCCUAUAAUUAGAGAAUUCUUCUCAAAUCAGGAGCAAGGGAAGAUCAUAGGAUGCAUGCUUGGAAGAAUAAGAGCAGAAAUAUUACAAGAUAUGAUACCGUGGUUAAUGGCAUCUCUAACACAGGAAGAACAACAUGUUUUAAUGUUCUUAUGGUCCAUGGCUACUAAAAAUACAAUGUUUGAUGAAUGGUUAGGUGAAUGGUGGGAUGGGUAUAGUUUAACUAAGGAAACAGAGGGAUCACAUGAUGCCCCUCUACAUCCUGUUGAGCCACUGGAGAUCAUAUCCAAAUAUUUAUCUGAAGAAAUUCUAAACGAACUACAAGAAGAAUCAUCUGCCAACAAAAACAUAAAUAGUCUGCAGAAGGAUCAUAUUGGUGAUAAUGUUGAGCUGCCUAACUAUUACUUUGACAAUAAAGUAAAGGUUAAUAAUGCGGAACAAAAUAAUAAUCAGUGCUCAAAAUGCACAAAUCAAUCUGAUGAUAAUAACAAACAUACUUGCAAUGAAGUAGGAAAUAUCACAAAUCUAGUAAGUAAUGAAGGUAAGUCUUCUCAUCCUUGUGACAAGUCCAGGCACUAUGACCGACUUCUGAAAUUGAGUCAAGAUGAUUUGGAGAUGGCAAUAAGAAGGGUGUCUCGUGACUCUUGCUUAGAUCCUCAAAAAAAGUCAUAUAUAGUACAGAAUAUAUUGAUGAGCCGUUGGAUUAUUAGACAGAAGAUAUCUUCUACAGAAGUCAAUAUCAAAAGUGAUGGACAGGAAUUUCCUGGGAAUCAUCCAUCUUACAGGGAUCCUCUCAAACUAAUCUACGGUUGUAAACACUACAAGAGAAACUGUAAGCUCUUUGCUCCUUGUUGCAACCAACUUUAUACUUGCAUACAUUGCCAUAAUGAAGAAUCAGAUCAUUCAAUUGACAGAAAAUCUAUUAAAAAGAUGAUGUGUAUGAAGUGCUUGAUGAUUCAACCAAUCAGUGGCACAUGCUCAACAAUUUCUUGUAAUUUAUCCAUGGCAAAAUAUUACUGCAGGAUCUGCAAAUUAUUUGAUGAUGAAAGGGAAAUUUAUCACUGUCCCUAUUGUAACCUGUGCCGUGUUGGAAAGGGUUUGGGUGUAGACUACUUUCACUGUAUGAAUUGCAAUGCUUGUAUGUCUCGUUCUCUUAUGAUACAUACAUGCAGGGAGAAAUCUUUAGAAGAUAAUUGUCCAAUUUGUCAUGAAUAUAUCUUUACAUCCUGCUCUCCAGUAAAAGCCCUCCCAUGUGGUCAUGUGAUGCACUCAACAUGUUUUCAGGAAUAUACCUGCUUUAAAUAUACCUGCCCAAUAUGUAGCAAGUCACUUGGAGACAUGCAGGUAUAUUUUAGGAUGUUGGAUGCAUUAUUGGCUGAAGAGAAAAAUUCUGAUGUGCUUUCGAGUCAAACUCAGGUUAUAUUGUGUAAUGACUGUGAAAAGAAAGGAGCGGCCACCUUCCACUGGCUCUACCACAAAUGCCCUUAUUGUGGUUCCUACAACACUAGAGUUCUAUGAUUCUUCCAUUGAGAGCAUAAAGUUGCUUCUCCUUAGCUCUUUUGUAUUUAAAAGCAUUAGAUUGUAUUAUUAUAUUUAAUGAUUAUCUCUAUUGCUUAUGCCAAAAUAAUCAUUCUACCGUAAAAAAAAAAAUUAUCUUGCUGUCUAUGACAUUUAAUUGAUUUAAAUUCUUCCAUUGCUGUGCUCGGUGUUAAAAUCAGCAUUGAAUCUUCAGUCUGAAAGGCAUGAAAUGCUAUUCAUGACAUUUUGCUACUAAUACACAUUUGCUGUCUACUUUGUUUGUGGUCAGCUGACUCUUUAAAUGCUUG